Molecule: messenger RNA, 2429 nt
Organism: Chara braunii
Lineage: Eukaryota; Viridiplantae; Streptophyta; Charophyceae; Charales; Characeae
Source: the annotation of a GenBank genome assembly
CGGAUGUGACGCUCCAUCCAGAGCACCACAAUGCACCAGGCUCUCUUUCGAGCGCACAUAUAGGCAAAUCACACAGAGCAGCACCUGCCACCUGAAACGCUCUCUAUCCUGAACGCUAACGAAUCUAAGGUGAUACUCACAUUGGGAUCUUAUUGAAGGUAUCGGACUGCAAUUACAGCUGCGCCCGCCGCCCGCCGCCGCCUGGGUGUCAUCGGACCCGAAUUCGUUCCAGAGCUCAGUCAAAAAAAACCUAUAGUGAGUACGAUCUAAGAUCCAUCAUGCAAUGACAUCCAUCAUGAUGAUGACUGCUGCGCAUCCCCGGUCGAUCGUUGCACAUCUGAUCAUGCCGCAGAAGCGAUGAAGAACAUUCCGUACCUGUUCCGGUCACCAAACGGAACACAUUCGGCAUUAGCAUCCGAUGCAUCGAUCAUCUUGCCGGUGUACCGAAUACUCGAACCUGCCUACUCUUUGCGCAUAGAAGAGAUCCCAGACGCAGAAGCAGUACGCGUGAAAUUGUGUCCUCUCCGCGUACGAAUGUAUACCACAUUCUCUCACGGAGCAACGCGUGCAAUUGUGUCCUCUCCGCGUACGAAUGAAAACCGUUUUACCAAACGCAAAGACCCAAACCGGUCGAUACUUCAUCUUGGGUACACUCCUUUGUCACAGCCUCGCCUACCUUCACCACAUGGUGCCGUCAUUCCUCGCAUCAGACGACCGAGUACAGAAUGACGACAGCGGAACAAACAAUGAAUCUCCAGUCUCACAGCCAGAAAUGGUAUCCUCUCCGUGAAUGAAUAAACAACCAAAAGCCAAACACCAAGACCGAAAUCGGUCGAUACUUCAUCAGGCACGCUCCUCGUCGCACAUCCUCACCAGCACCCAUUUUGCUGAACGCAAAGACCCAAAUCGGUUGAUGCUUCAGCAAGUAACCUCCUUGCCACAUCUCUCUCCCAACUCCACGGUGUGCCUCACUCGUCCUCACACCAGUCGACGGAGUCCAGAAUGACGACAGCGCAACGAACUAAGUAUGCCUCACUCGUCCUCACACCAGUCGACAGAGUACACAAUGACGACAGUGCAACGAACUAAGUACCAGCAAACAGUGGUCCUCCUCAAAGCCCUUUGUCAGACUACCGUUGUGGGGCCCAUUCGCUCAGUGGGGAAAAAAAACAACAGCGACAUGUGCACCAUUGCCCUAACUUCUCUCUUUUAGAUGCACACACAACUAGCCGCUUGCUUGAUUGCCUGCUCCAUGCAUCCCAUCUCAUACUACCACCCUUUGCGCCACAUAUCACGGAGUCAAUCUCGCAGUGUGGACAUCACAAAGCAGAAAAGCCAAGCCAGAUUUCCUGCCAGCAACUGUGCCUCCGUAGUAGAGGGCGAUGGUUCGAUCACCAUUUACUUGCUCACUGCUCACUGUUUCCGUAUGCUGCGACCAGGUAGACUCCGUAGUAGAGGGCGACGGUUCGAUCACCAUGUUGACUCACUGGGAGACUCACAGGUCAAGGACACCAGCAAAAUGCGUCGUUGUCCACCACAACAAACGGCAGACAAGGGAAGUAUGGUCCCCCAGUGCGCUGAUAUUCCUGUGCUGACGAUUCCCUUCUUCCACUUCGACCAUCUUCAAGACCCUCCUGACGGAGUUCCCAAGAGAAGUAACCGAACCAGAAACCAGAUCACUUCAACGACAAACAUUUCGCCUACCUCUCCCAGCAGAAGUGGUCUCCAACAAUUUUGCUGUGGCACCUGUGCAUUGGAUAGUUAUAACAUUAGCGCCGUCUCUAGUUACGCACAAGCAUCUUAUCCCGCACGACAAGGAGAGGAGCGACCGCCAGUCAAAAACAAACUGGAUGCUUGAAAAACACAGCAGCUUUCACAGAAGAACGGGGGGAUAGCUAAGCACAUAGUAGUAGUAGUAGCCUACCCAUACCAGUGACUUUUCAAGCGGGGAAAAGUGCUUCGACCGUCGACGCAGAGACCAGCAUAAAUGCUCUCCAACAAAAAAGAAUACAGUCGCAUUCACAGGCGAUCGGAAUAUAACACUAGUGCUGCCCAGGAUGGCCAACCCACUUCCGCAGGAAAGGAAAGGGACACAGCAUACUACUACUAGCCAAUGAACGAGCGGGGAUUCUAUCCCCGGGUCUACACAUAAAAGAGCCUUGCCGCCAAAGAGGUCCCUCAUUCUUUCAUAUUACAAUAUCAGUUGCGUCUUGCAAUGGAAACAGUCUCCACCGCUCUUUGGAAAGAACCUGUGUUGCCGCAUCACGAAGCUCGGUCCCCUCGAUCUCCACUGCACUCUGCCGUAACCCGACCGGACACUCCGAGCACACAGGCAUUACCUACCAAAGAUGAAAGCCCAGUUCAGGAUGCCCAACUUGUAAAUGCACGCACCUGCUCGAUGGACUACUGGUGGAGAAUGCCACCGACGC